AACCUUCACUUGUUGACUGACAGGAUUUAAUAGAUUGUGAGAUCGAAGUGUACAGCAUAUGGCAAUGUUUUGACCAGAAUGGAUCCUCAGGCUUUUAUUAGGCUGUCAAUAGGGUCGUUGGGGUUGAGACUCUCUGGGACAACUUUAAAUGGUACAAAAUCAGGGAUAAGUGCACUCUCUUCUCCCUGUGUAUGCGAGAUCCGUCUUCGAGGUUUCCCUGUACAGACAUCAUCUGUUCCCUUUAUUUCCUCACCUGAAGCUACUGUGGAUAAUUACAACGUUGCAUCCAGCUUUUAUCUUGAAGAAUCUGAUUUGAAAGCCUUACUUGAACCUGGAUGUUUUUAUGCGCCUCACGCAUGUCUAGAGAUAGUUGUAUUCACAGGACACAAAGGUGGCCACUGUGGAGUUGGUAUUAAGAGACAGCAAGUUGGGACUUUUAAGUUGGAAGUAGGUCCUGAGUGGGGUGACGGAAAGCCAGUCACUCUGUUUAAUGGCUGGAUAGGAAUUGGCAAGAACAAACAGGAUACUGGAAAACCUGGAGCGGAGCUUCAUUUGAGAGUGAAGCUGGACCCUGAUCCAAGAUAUGUUUUCCAGUUUGAAGAUAAAACGAAACUAAGUCCCCAGAUAGUACAGCUUCAGGGGAACAUCAAGCAACCUAUUUUCAGUUGCAAGUUUAGUCAGGACAGGGUAUCUCCGGUAGAUCCAUUAAAUAAUUUUUGGUCAACUUCAGUUGAUGGUUCUGAACUUGACGUAGAGAAAAGAGAGAGGAAAGGAUGGAAAGUGAAGAUACACGAUCUCUCUGGCUCGGCUGUUGCAGCAGCGUUCAUAACAACUCCGUUUGUGCCAUCGACAGGUUGUGAUUGGGUUGCCAAAUCCAACCCAGGAGCUUGGUUGAUUGUUCAUCCUGAUGUUUGCAGGCCCGGAUGUUGGCAGCCAUGGGGAAAGCUUGAAGCAUGGCGUGAACGUGGGAUCAGAGAUACCAUUUGCUGUCGCUUCCAUCUUCUAUCUGAGGGGCAAGAAAAUGGUGGCGAUCUCCUCAUGUCUGAGAUCUUGAUCAGUGCAGAAAAGGGUGGUGAGUUCUACAUAGACACGGACAGACAGGUUCGAGCAGCAACGAGUCCAUUGCCUAGUCCAAGAAGCAGCGGAGACUUCGCAGCACUAAGUCCUGUUGCAGGCGGCUUUGUCAUGAGCUGUCGAGUACAAGGGGACGGGAAAUGCAGCAAGCCCCUCGUGCAACUUGCCAUGCGACAUGUGACCUGUGUGGAAGACGCAGCCAUUUUCAUGGCGCUUGCUGCUGCAGUUGAUCUUAGCAUAGAGGCAUGCAGGCCUUUUCGCAGAAGGCUACGGAGAAGUAGUCGCCAUUCCUGGUGAUGUAUACACAAUGAUAGGGAAAUACUGAUUGAUCUCCUUCUCUAAUGAAGUAAGCCAAGCCCUUGUUGUUUUUCUCCUGAUUGUUGUAACAACUUGACAUCAUUGUAUAGAACCAACUUAAUCUAUAUUUAUGAACUGUCUUCUCAAAAGUUGGUUCAUUUCGGUU
Molecule: messenger RNA, 1537 nt
Organism: Solanum verrucosum
Lineage: Eukaryota; Viridiplantae; Streptophyta; Magnoliopsida; Solanales; Solanaceae
Exons: 2
Coding region: 79-1371 (430 amino acids)
Source: RefSeq, a predicted model, not a curated record